Molecule: messenger RNA, 615 nt
Organism: Chlorella variabilis
Lineage: Eukaryota; Viridiplantae; Chlorophyta; Trebouxiophyceae; Chlorellales; Chlorellaceae
Exons: 4
Coding region: 1-615 (204 amino acids)
Source: RefSeq, a predicted model, not a curated record
AUGUCAGGGCUGUUCGAGGCCUUCCACCAGCUGCUGGCCCCAGCCCUGGAGGGCAGACCAGGUGCCCACAUCCUCGACGUCGCCAGCGCCAGUGGCGAGCCCGCAGCGACGCUGGCUGCGGCGCUGCCAAACGCUCACGUGGUGUCCACAGACGUGGCGCCGCCCUACCUGGAGCUUGGGCAGGCUAGGGCGCAGCAGCUGGGACUGGUUAAUAUCAGCUUUGAGACGGCAGAUGGCGAGGACCUGCACCAGUAUGCUGAUGACAAAUACGACUCCACCGCCCCCGCCAGCUUCACCGCCCUCCGCUUCAGCGACCCAAAGGAGCUGAUGGAGGCUGUGGGCAAUGCGGGGCUGCAGGAUCUGGAGUGCAAGGAGCUGCAGGUCGACUUCUUGCUGAGAAACGACGUGUGGUGGGAUGCAAUGCUCCAGAUGCCGCUUCCCAUCAAGGCUGCGGUGUCCAAAGCGCAGCAGCAGAGGCCGGGGGAGGAUGUAUUUGGAGAGGCGCGCCAAAAGAUGCAGGCCCUGCUCUCUGCCAAUGGCUGCCUCACCCCUGCUGGCGAUCUGGAUUGCUGCACCAACUCAUGCUGGUUGAUCAGCGCCAAGAAGCCAGGGUGA